AUUAAGUAUUUAUGUGCCUUUUUUAGCAAGAUACUGUGUCUGGGAGGUUGUGGCUACGCAGGUGCCUCCUCUGUUUCUUCUCUGGCUUGCUGAUGCACUGCCGCGGCACACCAACAAAUUCCCAUUGGCAGUCCCCCCCGCCUCCCGUGCUUUUCUACCAUUUCAAUUUCAAAACCAAUUCCCAAACUACGACUAUGUUAAGAAACUCAAACAAAAGUUAAGGUAGACCCACUCACAUUAGAACGAAAUCUGAAAAAAAAGUACACCAAACUGACUUUCUAAAACCAUCUAUGAAUCUCCAAUUUCUGAAAAUCCAAUAAAUUUAAAAAAAAAUACUGGUAGAAAAAAGAAGAGGUGUUACCUCUUUUUUGAAUCUGUCUUCUUUAUCUGGUUGGUGUCCUCCCAAGGCUAGGCUCGAAACACCCUAUUAAAUGUGUGCAAGAGAAAGGAGUCUCUAAUUCAUAAUUUCAUGUUCUCCCAUAGACAGGAGUUGUGAAAAUUCAAGAAUCUUAUUCAAUUUAUUGCCUUAAGAUUCUCAAAGCAUAAUGUACAACCGUAAAAGUAAUUAAAUAGCCAUUAGCCACUAACAUCAUCCAUUACAAGAAAGAAAGAGCAUAAUCAUGGUCUUGAUCAACUCCAACCAUUUUUUAAUGUAAAAAUGUGUUCCCCUCACUCUUACUGGUGAGGGCAGCAAAGGACAUUGUUGAAUGUUACAAGGAUGAUCAUGUUUAAGAAACACAGAAAACAAAAACAUGUUUAAGAGAAAAAAACAAAUCUAUAAAACAUUUAAAAUAGUUAAAUCCUCAUCCCUCAGCAAUGCCUGAUAUCAACCUGGCAAGAAGCCGCCACGGGUUCCUCCACCUCCCGCAACAGGACGAGAGGGAGCACCACCAGUUCAGAUUACUAAAUGUUUCAUCACAGGGAUGCAUACGAACAGAUGAAUACAUGAAAAAUAAAACCACAUUGAUCCGGAUAAACUCAGUAAAUCUUGAAGGCGAAAUCUAUAUGGUGAAACAAAAGAUAAACAAUUUUUUCUCAAAAAUCAAUGAAACAAAAUAAGCUAAGGGUAUGUAGAGGAAAUUGCAAAUGUGGACACAUAAGUAAUGAGAAAGUGGAAUAGAACAUAUUAUUCUGCAUUUGCAAAUUCCUCUCCUUACCAAGAUUCAAAUUCAAGGGUGACGUAGGGUACACAGAUCGGCUGUGUUUCUGGACGCGGUGAAUAUGUGCUCAAUGUGAUUCAUCACUACCACUACAAGUACCAGGCUCAGGGCAGAGUUUCGGCUUCAACAACUUCGAAAAAGCCAGACUCCAACCACCAGGCUCCAUGUUGGGGGGUAUCGGCAGUCGUGAAAUGGUCAUUGCGACUUUGUGAAGUUUUUGAGACAAAAGACAAAGGCUAUCCAUUUGUGAAACCCAUCGCCGGCCAAAUACUUCAGACUUAGAUUCCACAAAAUCUCAUCCCCCAAUCCACUCGCUUAAGUAUGAUCCGGUUGAGCAGAGAGUGAUCCACCGCGUCACACGCCGAUUCGUGCCGGCAAUUGCCCUGCGUCACCAGUUUAGCCAUUGAAUUUGAAGCUGGCAGCGUAGAAGAAAUGCCAAGGGCUUAC
Molecule: messenger RNA, 1607 nt
Organism: Cuscuta campestris
Lineage: Eukaryota; Viridiplantae; Streptophyta; Magnoliopsida; Solanales; Convolvulaceae
Source: the annotation of a GenBank genome assembly